AAAAAGUUACCUUUGGUAUAAAACGGUUGAUCUUCUUCAAUUUAUUAACAGUACCAAGACCAGCGUGGUCAAGAAGUGUAGUGUUUGCUUUAGUUUAAGCCUAAAACUGAUGCGUCGACCAUCUAGGAUGAGGUCGUUAGCGCUGUUGGUAAUACUUGGCUGCCUGUGUGCCCCGCUGGCUCUAGCGGAUGAACCGGUCGCAGUUCGCCAGAAGCGCAGCCCAACUCCGUUCUUCUUCAACAAAGGUCACGACGAUCACCACCAUCACCCGGAGCCCAAGUGCGUCUGGGAGAAGAAACUCGGCUGGAAGGAGGACUGGAAGAAGGUCUGGGAAACGAAAAAGAUCGAAGUGUGGAAGUCCGAAUGGAAGAAGCAGCAGAUUCCGGUGUGGAAGAAGGUAGAAGUGCCAAUCUGGCGGGAGGUUAAGGUACCCGACUGGAAGAUCGUGAAGACACCGUACUGGAAGGAGACCGAAAUUCCGGCCUGGAAGGAAGUUCAGGUGCCUGACUGGAAGAAGGUGACGAAACCGGUGUGGAAGGAAGUUCAGGUUCCAGUCUGGAAAGAAGUCCAAGUCCCCGAAUGGAAACAGAUCUGGGUGCCGGAUACGGUGAAGGUUGGCAUUCCUGGCGAGAAGUUCCUGGGCAAGGAUGAGCACGGUUGGGAGUACACAAGCCACGAUCUGUGGAAGAAAAAGAUGGUCUGGAAGCCACUAUGGAAGAAGGUGUGGAAAACAGUGAAGAAAGAGGAGUGGAAAACAGAGAAAAAGCUAGAAUGGAAGGAUGAGUGGGUGCAGAUAUGGCGCACGGAAAAGCAACAGAUCUGGGUGAAGAAGAAGGAAGAAGCAUGGAAGGAAGACAAAAUCGAAGUGUGGCGUGUAGAGAAAAAGCAAGAGUGGGCUACAGAAAAGAAGCUAGAGUGGAAGGAAGAGUGGAAAGAAAUUAAGGUUCCAGCCUGGAAGGAAAUUCAAGUACCCGCUUGGAAGAAGGUGUGGAAACCAGUUUGGGAGAAGAUCUGCGUCCCAGUCAGCCACGGAUGGCAUUAGUCUCGUACCUUAGUGACUUAGGUUUUAAAAUUAAAUUAGUCCCGUAUCUCAUAGACUAGCCUCUACUUAUAUAUGCCUCUCUACCUGAAGCCUAAACAUUUCAGUUACGUAAUACGCUAGUGCGUAAAACUAUCUCUUUCUCAUCAAAUCUGUCAGAGUAAGUUUCCUUUAAUGCACCCAAAGAAACAUGGAAGGAGUAUAGCAGCGAAUGUCGAAAAAGCGAGAAGCAAAUUAUCGCUAAUUUUAUAUUCAUGUUAUUUCCAGACGCCAUAAAACAUACACCUUAGUAGCACAUCAUCUUCGCAAUUGCUCACCACCAUUCUCCGUGUGGCGCUAAGUAAUGCUUCCACCGCACUUCUCACAACUCUAUGUAAAUACCAUCAGCUCCAAUUAGCCUAUUAUCCCACACCACUUUUCAAUACACAAUGUAUUCCACUGCUAACCAGCGCGUCCUGUACUGAAACAGUCGAUGAAAUAACGAUUUCCUGUAAAAAAAAAUACGCUCGACGAAAAACGGUUAUAACCGUUCUCUUUAGUAAAUUUCGGUAAAACGACACUCGGUUUCGUCACAAUCGAUCUCUUUCAUGCAAUUUACGCGCUCACCCAAACAGCAAACUGAUUUUUAUACUGCAGUUGUAUUCCGUUCACUCAAUAAGUGAUAAAUUUCCAUCGAAGCACAAGAAGAAGAAAAAGUACUAUCGUUACUCGACACAAAAAAGGGUAAUUAAAGAAACCGUUCAAAUCCGUCACUAGUUUGCUGAAGUUGAAAGGAAAAUUGACCAGUUUCGAAACGCAAGCUAACCUACAAUAACAGUCAACUGUCGUCAUUCGGCUAGAUUCGGCAUAGCCAAAAUAGUUCGGAGAGAGACCAUCCCAUGUCCACAUUCACUAAAGAAAGGGGCACGUGAGAGAUAUUGCAUUUGAAUGGACGGUCAGUUAACAGAACAAAUCGCAGCUCAUUUCACUUCUAUCAGAUAUUUUCAAAUCCAUUUUCAAUUACAAUGAAAUCAGCAGUCCAUUUAGGAUUUUACAGCUUUUUAACAUACUAUUUCACGAAACAAUAUCGAUGCUCUAGUGCACCGCUGAACCGCUUCCCAUGACAUUUUUUCCUUGAGGCGGUACCUCUUGUAACCUCUUGUAAGACCGUCCAAACUACAUACCUAGGAUCGUACAUAGGAAAAACCCAGCUCAGAAGUGGAAACUAUCUGUAAACGAUGAGAUAAUUCCGCGCAAAACGAGGAGCAGCUACCGAAAGCGAUCCUUUGUGUUGUACAUCUUUCCCUUUACUCUCUCGCUUAAGUCACUGACUGAUACGGUUUUCUCGAAUUGGAUGCACAAAAUAGUAAAUACAUGAAACCGAGUCCGGAAGCAGACGGCACUAGCGGAACAACUGCUCUCGGUUGGAAAAGUUGGCGUUUCGUUGGCGAGACCAGGGUAAAGGGGGAAAAGGGGGUUGGAAAAAGUUGAUCCACGCUAUCGCUUUGUACGCGGUGCGUCGAAUUAGGAAAACUCAAAGGCCGCGCACAACCAGCGAGAAGCAGAAAAAAACUGUGCGUAAACGAUCUUCCACUGCUAAGCAAGAUCUAGUUAAUAACACUCAUACACACCGACCGCUCGGAGCAAAAAACGGCGAUUGCGAAAGUGAAGUAACACUAAUUUAUGAUUUAUUUUUGUAUAUUUUCAUACAAAAAGCAAAUUAUAAAUAAUGUAUUUAACCACGAUCGGAGAAACUUUCUGAUGUAACUCUAAUGAAUUUUACACCUAUCGAUACUUUCUUAUGUUUGGCAGUCCUUACCUCCAAAAGAAUCGACUAAAAUUUGUGAACGGAAGCUGUUAAAUGAAAUUGUGUAUAUAUUAAACGUAACGAGUUAAUUAUUUUGUAAAUAGACUUUCAUGCCGAGAACCAGUCAUACCAAUAAAACCGAUAAAAAAGUUAA
Molecule: messenger RNA, 2979 nt
Organism: Wyeomyia smithii (pitcher-plant mosquito)
Lineage: Eukaryota; Metazoa; Arthropoda; Insecta; Diptera; Culicidae
Product: golgin subfamily A member 6-like protein 25
Exons: 2
Coding region: 110-1042 (310 amino acids)
Source: RefSeq, a predicted model, not a curated record